Cadophora gregata is the source of this 1029-nucleotide messenger RNA. RefSeq lists its product as uncharacterized. Bases 1 to 1029 code for a protein of 342 amino acids. NCBI's taxonomy places the organism in Eukaryota, Fungi, Ascomycota, Leotiomycetes, Helotiales, Ploettnerulaceae. The transcript is spliced from 2 exons. The record is from RefSeq and is a predicted model, not a curated record.
AUGUCACCUCCACUAGCAAAAAAGCAAAAGCUCUCUCAAAGCUCUCCAAUUAUUUUCACUACACUCAAGAAUGAGCCCGAUACUCGCAUCUUUGUUUUCAACCAAGAAUUCCAUGUCAGUGCAGAGCCUUUGCGGAUGAAUUCAGCAUUCUUUGAGAAAGCGUUCGACCCAUGCAAUGGCAAGGAGCUGGUCUCGAGCUCACCUCAAUUCAAAAGUGACUGGUAUACCACUUUGGAUAAAGAUGUUGGAUGGGUCCUUACUUCUAGCUCAAACUACAAUAAGGAUGAGGGCCAUACUGGUUUCAGAGGAAAAAGAUCUCAGGAACAGGAGGCUUUCAACAACAUCCUCUGUGCAAUCUUCAACAGAGAGUAUAAAAUCACUAGUGCCGCAGAGCUCAACUCCAUGGUAAUCCAGGCAGAAUAUUACGGUGCCCUUCCCGUCGUUUCUAAUUCUCUUACCGGGCCAUUCUAUACCAGUCCAGGACUUCUGUCAUCGGAUACCGAUGCCACCAUCCUUCUUCAAACAGCGUUUAAGCUCCGUCACAAGGCACUGUUCCGAGAGUGCUUCAUUCAUGUCCUCGGCCCAUGGUCCGAUCCGCAGUACAAAAAUCUUUCAGAUCAAACGCUCUUCAAGAUGGCGGAUGCAACAUACAAGAGAACAGAAUUGCAGAUCAUGAGGUUACACUUGGACUUGUUCCAAGUUGCUGCGAACUGUCCCCCCGACUCCAAAUACAUGGUAUCCGACGGAACUGAGCAUAUUCAACAUCUGGUAGGCUUGGCGCCAAAGUGUCUCGGCGAAGAUGGAAAAAUCAUCAUGCCCAAAUUCUUCCGGAUGUGUUUCACAGCUGCUGCCAGAAAGCAUCCCGAGGCCCAUGGAGAGAUUGAGAAGAUGCUGGGAAGGAUCCUUCAGAAUAGACUGGUGCUGAUGAAAGAUGCUGUGUCUGGAGAGGGAGAAUUUGAGGAUCACUUCCUGCACUUCAGCGUUCCCGAUCGCAUGCUUCCGUGGGAUUUGAGGGAGGUCACCUGGUGA